Molecule: messenger RNA, 2248 nt
Organism: Heterocephalus glaber (naked mole-rat)
Lineage: Eukaryota; Metazoa; Chordata; Mammalia; Rodentia; Bathyergidae
Source: RefSeq, a predicted model, not a curated record
CCUCCUGGUCAUGGUCACCUGACUGCCCUGGACAGGCCUCACAGAAGGGCAGAGGGCAAGGUCCAAGCUGCAGGGCCCGGGCUCCCCCACACCUACCUGUCCACAUCCCCAGGGCAGUCCUGAGGUCACCGCGAGGACCCUGCCUGCUUUCCUCCCCUCCCAGGGUGCCGGGGGCCAGGGGUCCUGGUGGGUGGAGACUGAGGAGGACACAGCAGCCCCAGCCCUGCGUGGUCAGCUGACAGGCACCUGCGCCUGCCAUGGGGCUGUCCUGCAAGGAGCGGAUCUUCAUGGUGCUGCUGGGGGUGGCCACGGCCUCAGGUCUCACUGUGCUUGUCCUUCUCCUGGUAGAGGCAACCAGCGUCCUGCUUCCUGCAGAAACCAAGUUCGGGAUCGUGCUCGACGCUGGCUCCUCCCACACAUCCCUCUUUGUAUACCAGUGGCCAUCGGACAAGGAGAAGGACACAGGCGUGGUUAGCCAGGCCCUGGCCUGCCAGGUGGAAGGGCCUGGGAUCUCCUCCUACGCCUUGAACCCCGUGCGGGCGGGCGAGAGCCUGAAGGACUGCCUGGAGGAGGCGCUGGCGCUGGUGCCACGGGGCCAGCACCAGGAGACGCCCACCUUCCUGGGGGCCACUGCCGGCAUGAGGCUGCUCAGACAGAAGAACAGCUCCCAGGCAGGCGACAUCCUCGAGGCUGUGUCCCAGGUCCUAGGCCGCUCGCCCCUGGAUUUCCGGGGUGCUGAGGUGCUGGCUGGGCAGGACGAAGGUGCCUUCGGCUGGAUCACGGUCAACUACCUCCUGGGAAGGCUGGUCCAGUACUCCUCCGGACAGUGGACCCAGCCUGCCGAGGGGAUGCUACUGGGCACGCUGGACAUGGGGGGCGCCUCCACCCAGAUCUGCUUCGCUCCCAGUGGCCCCAUCCUGGACCAGAGCUCCCAGGCCACCUUCCACCUGUACGGAGCCAACUACAGCGUCUACACGCACAGCCACCUCUGCUUCGGGCGUGACCAAGUGCUGCUCAGGCUCCUGGCUGGGCUGCUCCAGCCCUCCCUGCAGAGCAGCCCGGCCAGCCUGUUGCGACACCCAUGCUACCACAGCGGUUACCAGACCACCCUGCCCCUGGCUACCCUGUCUGAGUCACCCUGCGUCCGCACUGCAGCGCCCCUGGACCCCACACAGAACCUCACAAUCGAGGGCACAGGCAACCCCGGGGCCUGUGUGACAGCUCUUCGUGGACUCUUCAACUUCAGCUGCCAGGACCAUGGAGCCUGUGCCUUCGAUGGGGUCUACCAGCCCCCUGUACAGGGCCAAUUCUACGUGAGCACUGGUGCCCCCUCCCUGUGGGCCAGGCAUCACUGGCCCCAGGACGGCCCACAGGAGCCCUGGGGGGCUCAGGGACACAGGUGUGGCAGGCACAGCUUCUCCCAUCCCGUAGGCAUUCUCCAACUUCUACUACACCUUCCACUUCCUGAACCUCACCUCCAGGCAGCUGCUGGGCACUGUCAAUGCCACGGUCUGGAAAUUCUGCCAGAGGCCCUGGAAGCUGGUGGAGACCAGCUACCCUGGGCAGGAGCGCUGGUUGCCAGACUACUGUGCCUCGGGCCUGUACAUCCUCACACUGCUGCGGGACGGCUAUGGCUUCCAAGAGGAGAGCUGGCCCAGCAUAGAGUUCCAGAAGCAGGCCGCCGGGACGGACAUUGGCUGGACGCUGGGCUACAUGCUCAACCUGACUGGCAUGAUCCCAGCCGAGGCACCCGCUGAGUGGCAGGCACAGAGCUAUGGGGUCUGGGUGGCCGGAGUGGCACUCGCAGUGCUGACCCUGCUGGCCGUUCUCGGGGCUGCUGCAGUCCAUCUCUUCUGGCUCCGGGACUAGGCCAGGCCUCAUCAAAGCAGACUGUGGUGGUUGCAGCUGGAAUCGGUGAACAUCUGAGUCAUCCACACAUCAGUAGCCCGGGCCAGUGAGCAGUGCUUGAGGGAGGGACCUGGACGUUGUGUGUCCCUUGCUGUGGCCUCCCUGGCCCUUCCCUGGAGCAUGGCCCCUCUCCCCCUGGCCACUAGGCAGCCAGCCCUUCGGCACCUCAAGGUAGCCUACAGGACCCCUGUCGUCCACAGUGAUCAGAGGACCUGUGAGUGGCACCACAGGCCAGCAGGCCCCACGUCCUCCCAGGAGCCUAGCCGGUCCCUCUCUGGGGCAAGCCCACGACACAGAACGCACAGUAGCACUGUCUUUAUUAAACCUUCUGCCACAAGAA